This is a messenger RNA of Anarrhichthys ocellatus (wolf-eel), 5270 nucleotides long. It is a transcript of the gene dag1, whose product is annotated as dystroglycan 1. The coding region runs from base 339 to 3044 and encodes 901 amino acids. The transcript has 3 exons. The record is from RefSeq and is a predicted model, not a curated record. Gene Ontology annotation, biological process: nerve development; axon guidance; muscle attachment. Gene Ontology annotation, molecular function: calcium ion binding; laminin binding. Gene Ontology annotation, cellular component: dystrophin-associated glycoprotein complex; basement membrane; sarcolemma. Lineage: Eukaryota; Metazoa; Chordata; Actinopteri; Perciformes; Anarhichadidae.
UUUGUGUGUCUCCAAACAGAUCUCUUAAGGUGCUCGGCACAAUGGGACCUCUAAACCUCUGAAAGGCCGAAAGGGGAAGAGGAAGAAUAAAGCCAAGGGAGGAGGAGGAGGACCAGGAGGAGGAGGAGGAGGAGGAGGAGGAGGACAGAUUCUUGCCCCGGCGCCAGGCGGACAAACAGGAGAGGAAGGAGAGAGAGGAGGGAGGGCCAUUUGAAAAGGAGGGAUUUGCUCUAUCUGUCGGGGGUGCAUGCUCCCCUCUAAGUCCCCCCCCUCCCACUUGGACAUUCUCUUUUUUACUUAAUUUUUUUCUGCAUCAUUGACCGGCGAGAAGGAAAAGAAUGCGCAACAGAGUGAGUGUGGGACGCGUCGGGGCGAGCAGGGGCCUCGACGUGAGACUACCCAGGACUAGAGCCCUGCUGCUGGGCCUGCUGCUGGCCGCGGUGGGCCUCCUCCCUCCGUCGGCCCGCGCCGACGUGGAGAUCGACGCGCUGGCCGAUGAGAUGGUGCUGAUGGAGGGAGGCAGGGAGGGCAGAGGGGGAGACCUGGAGGCCUCCAUGAGCUCCUUGCUCCUCCGGGACUUCAGGGAACCGACGGAAGACAUCCGGGCGAUGGACACCGGAGAGGCAGCGGGGACGGAGCAGACCUCGGCCGCGCCCACCACCGCCUUCCCAGACUCCUCGGCAGUCGUGGGUCGGAUCUUCCAGAUGACGGUGCCGAACAAGAUGGAGGACGUUUACCUGGGAGAUAUCGUCAAGAUCACAGAGAUGGGGAAGGACUCCCUCCCUGCCUGGCUGCACUGGGAUGCCAACAGCAGGAUCCUGCAGGGUCUACCUUUGGAGGAGGACAAAGGCGUCCAUUACAUCUCGGUAUCCAUCUCCAACCACACCAAAUCCUCCUCGUCUUCAGAGGUGUUUUCCAUCGAGGUGCACCCUGAAGAUCAUUUGGACGCAGACGCAGCCCAGCUGGCAUCCAACCAGGCCUCCACAGAGGAGGACGUCCAGCCGUUCAUGUGUAGCAACGAGGAGCCAAUCACACUGCUGACUGUGAUCCUGGACGCCGAUUUGACCAAGAUGAGCUCGGAACAGAGAGUGGAGCUCCUGGACGACAUGAGGAGCUUCUCCGGGGUGGGGCUCCCACACAUGAAGAUACUCCCUGUGGUCAACAACAGGCUGUUCGACAUGUCUGCAUUCAUGGCCGGGCCGGGGAAUGCCAAAAAGGUGGUGGAGAACGGUGCUCUGUUGUCCUGGAAGCUCGGCUGCUCACUGGACCAGAGCACAGUCCCAAAUAUCAACAGCGUCCAGGGUCCUGCAAAGGAAGGGACAAUGUCCGCCAAGCUGGGCUACCCUGUGGUGGGAUGGCACAUUGCCAACAAGAAACCUCAUGUUCCUAAGCGGGUGAGGCGCCAAUUAAACAACACUCCGACACCUGUGCUGGCGGUACUUCCUCCAACAACUGUAGUGGAGCCUCCAGUGAGGAUCAUCCCAACACUCUCCUCUCCUUCUAUUGCCGCACCAACAGAAAGCUCUGCUCCCCCUGUAAGAGGCCCCGUUCCCCUACCUGGCAAACCUACGAUCAGAGUCCGUGAAUCCAUUGCCCACACCCCAACUCAGGGACCGCCUCAGCCAACAAGGAUAGUGGAGACCACCAGCAGCAUUCCUAUCCAGCCAACCAUGACCAGGCCUACGUAUGUGGAGGCCACCGCUACACCACCUGCACCCACUAGAAGACCUACUAAGAAACCUAAGAGACCCAAAACCACACCGGUGCCCAGAGAGCCAAAGACCUCCACGGCCAAGCCUGCCAAGCGCACCACACCAUCACCUGCCGUCAUCCCGGACCCAUACAACGAGAAGCCUGUCUUGCGAAACCCCAUCGACCAGGUCAAUGCAUUGGUUGGCACCUACUUCGAGGUCAAGAUCCCAUCCGAUACAUUCUUUGAUAAAGAGGAUGGGACAACUGACAAGCUGCGUCUAACUUUGAGACAGAACCACAAUGAAGUGGUCGGAGAGGGCUCCUGGAUCCAGUUCAACACCACCAGCCAACUUCUCUAUGGCCUGCCUGAUGUCCAACAUGUGGGGAAACAUGAAUACUUCAUGCAGGCGACUGACAAAGGUAGCUUGAAUGCAAUUGACGCUUUCGAGGUCCGUGUGAGCCGCUGGCCCAUCAAUGACAAGACCCCCGUGAUCUUCAUGGCCCGAUUCGAAGGUGAGCCACAUUCGAUAACAAAUGACAUCCACAAGAAGAUCCUUCUGGUCAAGAAGCUGGCAUAUGCGCUUGGAGACCGCAACAGCAGUACAGUCAGUCUACGAAAUAUCAGCAAAGGGUCCAUUGUGGUGGAGUGGACAAACACUAGCCUACCCCAGCACCCAUGUCCAAAGGAACAGCUCACAGUCAUGAGCAGGACCCUCGCCAGUGCUGACGGAAAGCCCUCACAGACCUUCAGGCACUCUCUGGAGCCAGAAUUCAGACCACUGGAUGUCAUGGCCAAGGGUAGGGCAAGCUGCAGAACAUAUUCCUUCAUCCCACCAGGAGAUAUUGAUAUACCAGAACCCCCAGCAGUCACGCCAGCUCUGGGAACAGGCCGGCAGAGCACAGAUGACGUCUAUCUCCACACAGUCAUUCCCGCCGUGGUGGUGGCAGCAAUCUUGUUAAUAGCAGGCAUCAUUGCGAUGAUCUGCUACAGGAAGAAGCGAAAGGGCAAGCUGACCAUCGAGGACCAGGCCACCUUCAUCAAAAAAGGUGUGCCGAUUAUCUUUGCGGAUGAACUAGAUGACUCUAAGCCACCUCCAUCUUCCAGUAUGCCCUUGAUUCUACAGGAAGAGAAGCCCCCACUUCCACCCCCCGAGUACCCCAACAUGGCCACGCCAGAGACCACUCCCCUCAACCAGGAGCUGCUGGGGGAGUACACAGCCCUGCGGGAUGAGGACCCCAACGCUCCCCCCUACCAGCCACCACCUCCCUUCACCACUCCCAUGGAGGGCAAGGGCUCCCGUCCCAAGAACAUGACUCCCUACAGAUCUCCACCCCCCUACGUGCCACCCUAAGACUUGUUUAACUCUCCCCUCGUAUGGUGGAGGGAGAGGAUGCCUGAGGAACUGUGACGGUUUCCAUUCUGGUGUUUGUCUAUCUGGACAUUUACAGGGAGAGAUGACAAGAGGUGCUAAAGUACAAAACAGCUACAGGGGACUUUUGUUUGGGAAGGGGGCCGUAAUGAGUCGGGUGGGGUUUUUACAGUCGACUGAUGGGAUGGAACAGCUGGGAGGGACUACUGUUUUGGUGGUAGCCCAGCUACUACAGUGGCCUAAGACAAACAAAUUCUCGUCACAUUAGCUUUUGGAUCCACCAGUUGGUCAGAAGCGACGACUGGGAGACGUGAUGAUCUCCUGUCCUGGCAUUUCUUCUUUUAUUCACUCUUUUGAUUUAAAAUACAGGCUUUUAUUCUGUUUGUCAUCACUAUCCCAAGGUUAUUAUUCUGAAUCCUUUGCUCUUCUUUUGUGUUGCUUUUAAAUGAUACGAGGAGACAGUGAACUGCCACCAGACCACUGCAAGCUACAACUCGUGUUUUUUAAUAAGGAGAGUGAGAUUCUCUGAAAAUGAAAAAAAAGCUAUCACAAGGAUCUGGAAUCAGCCCUGCAGACGACACAGAAGAAUGGGAGGCCGAGGUGUGCGUGUGAAUGAGUGGGUGUGUUUAUUCAGAUUCAAUACGGUUUGCCUUUUAACACUAGCUGUCUGUUUCUAUCCUUAUUCACGAUGUCUAGUAAAGAUGAGAAUAACAAGGUAGCCUAAAAAAAGAUUUAGAGAUGAAUAAUAAAUAAUUUGUUUGUUUCAUUGGUUUUAAGAUCCACUGUAUAUCUGGAAGAUGUUCUGAUAGAUUGUGUUAUAUUUUUUUGGUGGUGGAAGAGAGCGGGAGGAAAGGGACUGCCUCGCUAAAAUCACCUGAAGGAGCUCUUUAUUCCUGUUACAGUUCAUUAGAUGAACAUCUUACCUUCCUCUCAGCUGCCCUCAAUAAGGCGUAAUAAACUGUGUGGGUCGCGGUAGAUGAUUAUCUAACUAACUAAGUUUGGUGUAGAUUUGGAGGCAAAAUGUGUAGUUUUAUGCAGAUGAUAGUGACCUCUAUUUGGCGAAAACGUGACCCGAGGUCAACAGAACCACGACAGUAGAAGUGAAAAUGCCAUGUCGGCCCUUUUCUACAUACAAACCUCCAACAUGUGCCCAAACAGGAAAAGGACCCCUCCAGGUUAUUUUGGACCAGGGAUAAUUAUUUUUUUAUGUAAUGAGGCAGUUCUUCUGCCUGGUCAGAGGAGGAACUCUGAGUGCCAUGGACACUCUCCCCAGAGGGACUGUACAGAUACUCACAGAGGAGAUGAGGCAAAUUCAGGACGGAAGCGAGAGAAACGUUCACUUUCCAGCAAUUAGCUCACUGAACAACAUGGUCACCGAAAAUCUCCUUCUAAUUUUUUUACCAAGUUUUUGAUACAGCCUCAAAUUGUUUCUGAUUAUUAAAAGAAAACAUGAUUAAUGAUUAGUCUUCUGUGAUUUGUAAAAUCUUAGCCUAGAAGUUCAAAUAUGAUUCAAUUACGUACACUUUCUUUUCUUUUCUUUUUUUGUCAUGGGUCACAUUUUCAAGUGUUUUUAUUUUGUCGUGUGUGUUUGAAAAUCGAAAUGUAUCUCCCACUAUACAAAGACGGACAUAUUUUAUGUAAUCACAAAUUUAAAUUUUACGUCCUUUUAUGUUUGCUAAUGAGUUUCAACUGAAAGUGACCCUUUGCAAUAAUAAUGUACGGCGCAGUCCGCUCAGUGAUGCAGGCUGGAGUGACUCGUAGUGUCAUAAUAUUGUUGGUUUUUUGCAGGAUGCCAAGGCUUUUUUGCUUCUCAAGUGUGCAUUGUCAUAAUAAAACCAACUGGUACGAUAAAAAAGACAAACAUCCACCUUCUUCAUUCAUGUAUCUGGUUUUAACUUCUUGCUGCUUCUUUUCUCACUUUUUUGAUCCCGUCAUCCUCUUUGAUCCAAACCUGACUGAUGUUUAUGGAUGAGCAUUUUGAUCACUGUCACUUUCCUACUUCUCCCGCUUAGCCUUGAAUUGAUAAAUCAAUAUGUCUGAAGUCCUCAAGAGGUUUGGCCUCGCCGCCUGGCAACCGUCAACGGUCUCGGGGCUAACUGAAACGGUCGCGCUGCCGUACCUUUUGUACUAAAUGAUUCUGCUGUUGAAUGACUGGUUGGACUAUGCACUUUGAAAGCUCUGCCAUUAAAGAAGGCUAUGCUGUGAAAA